ACAGCGAACGCGUGCGGUACUCAUAUAGCAACGAGUCGUGUGACUUUAGAGCUAAAUCAAAAAGUUGAGUGUUUCAGUGACGGUUUGCUAAGUGUCUGCCACGCCACGAUAGGCCUUGCUUGGAAAAGUUUAUUUUUUUCAGCCGACAAUUUGCCUUUUGGCAUGACAAAAUAAACAACAAAAAUAACAAGGAAUAAAUUUGAAAAAGUGUUACGAAAAAAUCUUGGUGUUCAACUAAAAGUUAAAAAAAAGGAAAGUUGACUUUUUGCCAAAAAUUAUUUGCUGUGUCCUUCUAUUCAACUGUGCUGCUUGCGCUAAGUAUUAUUGCUUUGCAAUUGCAUUCACAUUUACUUAGUACAUAAAUACAUUUAUUAUUGUGUGUCUUGUCAUAGUGAAAUUGUAAUUCUCGUUUGUUGCUGCAGCCAACUAUUUAAAGAUCGCACAAAAUGUCACUGCAUAGCGUUGCAACGGUCCAGUCUUGGUUGGUCAUCCUUUUGGGAUUAAGCCACUUUGGCACGCCAAUUGAUGCACGUGCGGUCAAUGUUAGCAACACUUGGACUAUGCCACAAGAGGGACUUAAUGUCUUCUAUCGCUUCUUCCGUGAUCGAAUAUCUUGGUUUGAGGCAGAUGCUGUAUGCCAAUUUCAUCAUGCCAAUCUAGUGACAGUUGACAACAGCUUCCAAUUCGAUGCAACGAGAGAUCUUUUGCGAGAACUGGAUGUCAACGAUAUUGUUUGGAUAGGUUUGAUGCGACCGCAGAGCUCGGAACGUUUUAUGUGGUCCAACUCCCGCCCACUGGUCACCGACACUGGCUAUUGGGCCGAAUCGUUGCCACUAAUGGAUGCACCACUCUGCGCCGUCAUCGAUCCUAUACGCGAUUAUCGCUGGCAUGCGUUGCGCUGCGGCGGCCCCGAGACCGCAUCGUUCCUCUGCGAAAUGCCGGUGCCUUCCUGGGCUGAUGCUUGUAUACUUAAGGAUAUGCCUAAUCUAACUAUGCAAUAUAUGGCCGAUACAGCGAGCAUUGAGUUGAUACGAAAUUGCGCAGAGGAGGGUCUAUUAAAGCAGUCUUGCAAAGGAAAGCUGGAUCGUGAUCGUGCACUGCGUGAACUGAUCUGCCCACGUGAGCGACUUGAAGCACAACGUAUCAAUGAUAUAACCAACUCCCACUUCAAAUCUCUUCAAAUUAUCAACAGCAUUCGCACAGACAAUAAUGAGAACAACGACAUUGAGUUGCUGCCACUUGGUGAAACCACCUACGGUUCGGGCAGCAGCAGCGACGUCUCUGAGCAGGUGCCAACGGAAAAGAAUACCGUGCAGCGACUCAUCGAACAAUUCAAUGUGGAUGAGCUUAUGCAAGCCGACGAAGCCACAAUGCCCAUGAGUAGCUACCACAUACCAGGCGAGAUCCCUAAACCAGUGAAGAAGGCGUCUAAGAAGGUGAUCGUAACCAAUAGUGGCGAUUAUCAGAAAAAGUACCGUGGACAAAAAUACGACGAGAGCAUUCAGCUUCCACCACCAACGCCGAAGCCAAAGAAGCAACAUCAGUUGUUGGCUUUGGAAGACAUGAUGAUGGGCGAUCAGCCACAGCAAAGCGGUGAACCGGAAAUGAUAGAACACGUUGGCAUCGAAGAAGACGAAGUCUCUAAUGAGAUAACUGAAUCAUUACCGCAUAAGAAAAAAGUACUGCCACAGGACUUAAAAACAAUGGCACCCAUUACAGAGAAGUUUUCGGAGGAGAUGGUUAGUGAAGAAAAGCAAGCUCAGCAUUUCAAGGAAGAGAUGGAAAAGAGAUUAGUAUUUGACACAGCUACAGCAGCUUCCAGUACAGCAAGUAGCACCACUACUGUGCCAGCAACAACCACUACUACAACUACUACUACAACAACUACCACCACAGCAGCUGCGACGACAACCACUGACCCUAGUAGCACUGUGACACCAAUUCUGAGCACAUCCACGACUACUCACAAACCGAAUGAAAACCAAGCUACAAUAACAACAGAACAGGCUGUUCUCAUUUCAAGAAGUGAUGCAUCGCCUAGCACUAUUAGAUCUUCGGAAACCGUCCCGAGCCUAAUAGUCCAUACCACAACAGCCACUCCUACGCAUCCAACCGACUUAGAUGCGCACGCCUUCAUCAGUAGCACGCCUGCUCCCCACACAUCGCACACCGAAUCACCUGCAACCAUAGCCCAUCCUAUGCACCCACAGCAACAGCAAGCACACGGGAUCAUUAUUUCCGACGAAUCGCAACAUUCACACAUGAAAGAAUCAGCAGACAAUUCACACUUUAUUCCACCAAUGUUGAUGGUGAAGUCACAUUACGUACCACCGCUGAAGCAUGGUGACCAUCCAAGUGGGGAGCAUUAUGGCACCGGAAUGCAUGAGGGAGCGGCGCCGGCGCACCCUGGUCAUGGAGAUUUUCGAGGAAAGCCCAAUGACGACACGUCUCAUCACAGCACCGCGAUCAGCCAAGUUCCCGCUGAGCCAGCAACCCAUCACAUAGCAACUGCCAAAGCAGAUGUAGCUGACAUUGAAGCGAAGACCACAAUAACAGUGACGACCACAAUGGCGACAUUAAAAUCAGGAACAACAACAGCAGCCUCAGAGGGAACAUCAGCUCAUGGUGACGAGUUGACAAAGGAAACAACCGAUAAAUCGGCAGCACUGGCACAAGAACACAAGCAGCAACACUCAAAUGCCAAGUUAAUUGCAACAGCAAAUCAAAAGCAGCAACAGAGCGGUAAACAAUCUGGUACAAAAGCUCAUUCGCAAGUAGCAAGUGAGAAAAUUGAAAAUGUCGAAGAUAUUAUAGCAGAAACAACAACAGAUGCACCUACAACAACAACGCAAUCGGCAACCAGCGCUUCCGCUGCUAACAAGCAUCUUUCAACGGCAACACCAACCACCACGACGACAGCAACAACAACAACUACAAGGAGGACGACAGCAACAUCAACAGCGUCGACAACCACAAUGAAAUCCGCUGACGUCAGCUUGACACAUGAAAUUGAGAAGCCAGUUAAGCGAGAACCGCAAACAAAGGCAGUUGAAGAGCUAACAAAAGAAACGUCAGGGAAGGCAUCUAAUACAGCAGCGGAAGCGUCAGCCACCAUCAUCACAACAACAGUAACGGCGAAGACAGAUAAGUUGCAAGCAAUAAAAGUCGCCGACUCAAAUCGCAAGCUGGAGGUUGAAGAAGCAAGUGCAAAGUCACCAGCAGCUGCAGUCGUAGAAUUGGCGCCACAAAAUGCAACCCCGACAACUGGCGCGCCAUCAGCACCAACCUUGGCUACAGUCACAACGACUACUGCUUCCAUUGCUGCUUCCGCUUCCGCUGUAACCGACACAACAUACACACAUUCAAUAACAACAACAAGAGUAUGUAAUAGUAACACAGAUAUGGACUUGUCGAGUUCUGAGGAAAGCUCUGCAGCAAUUGAAGAUACCGAAGGAGGUAAGAAGCUCGAGAAGAACAGCAGCAGCAGCAGCAGCGGCAAGCAUACGAAGCAUCAUGCCACAACCGCCGAACCACCAACGCCGACACGCAAUUUCUUGAAGGAAGCAACAGAGACGCCGCUCUACAAGCCAAAUCGCCAUCGCGUGCUGACCCAGCCGGAAACUGUCAGCUAUUUUAAGAAAAUAUUAGGUUAAGCCCGAACAAGGCGAGCAAGACGUAAUGGAAAGAAGGUGAGUUCGGCAGAGAGAUAUGCGUGUGGAGGCCUAAAGGGGAAUUACUUAGCAUCAUAAAUAUGUUUAUGAACAGGAAAAAGUAGCUAAGUACAUGUGUAGUUAAGAAUUUUAUGGGAGGAGUUGAAAACGCAGCGAAGUAGUGAGGAGAAGAAAAUAGUAGCAGUGUAGUUUAUGGACUAUUUCUACGAGUACUUAAAUAUGUAAGUACGAGUAUAAAUAUUUUUGCUUAAAGAGUUGAAAAACAAAUAAACAAAGAAGAAAUGUGUGAGAGCUGAAGGAAAAAUUAGUAUAGCAUGUCAAUUUUGAGGGCUAAGGUAGUUGGAGCGAAAUAACUUAAGCAGACACGUUUAAGUUUGAUAUAUGCACUUGGCUAUUUGUGAGGAGACUUAAAAUUGUGCUCGUGUUUUAUACCAAAUAAAUUCAGAAUAAAGCAAAAGAAAAAGCAGACAGUUGAUGUGCGUAAUUUUUUAGGUAGCAGAAAGUUUACCGAAUAGAUAAAUACUUGUAGGUUUUGAGAAACAAGUACAUCUGCGAAAAAUAAAGCCAAAUACAAAGUUGAGAAUGAUCAUAGAUUUACACACCUACACUUACAUAAUACGUUGCAAUAUGCAAGUUUACAUGAAUUAAAUAUUAAGUAAACACCAAUGAUUGACUUUAUGAAGUUUUACAGUUUUAGUGUUUUACUUAAGCAGAGAAAGUUAAAAUGUUUAAAGGUUCAAUGAAAAAAAAACAGUUUGCCAAUGCCAUAAGAUAAACUUAGUAAUUUUUCUAAACUAUUCCGGGAGAAAUGAAGUUUUAUAAAGAAAAGAUUCGUACGACGAAGAAAAGAAUCGGAGGACAGAUGUUCAUUUGCCGUAAAAAAGGUGAAACAUUUUCAUUGAAAACCAAAACCAAAAUCCGGAAACAAAGGCGUGGAUAACAGAUUUAUAUUUAUGAUAAUGUAGUAUUCGGUUAUUUGGAAAUUAUUUAAUUUUGAAAUAGGACAAUUCACCGGCUUAUAACCAAGAAUUGAUUCAAAAUAUAUAGAGGACUCAUAUAUUAACACACUGGAGUGGCCACCUCAAAUCUUAACAAAAGGGCUUAAUAUUAGUGGUGUGGCACACUUUUCCUCACUUUUUUGGAUUGGCAAAGAAUCUGAUAGAAUAAUGGAGGCCGUUAUGGUUAGUAUUGAAAUAAAUAUUGUGGCAACAUUGAACGCACCCAAUCCAAUAGCAGAGUUUAAUUCAAAAUUGCUUUAGCUCUCACCAAGGAAUGGUCAAGUAACGAAAAUCGUGUCGCUAUUAUAGCGCUAUUUAUGUAAAUGUGAAAUGAAAAAAAAUGUGGUAUUUUCAAAACGCUCCGCCCGCUUAAGAUAAGUUGCAUGUUUGUCCGUCGGUCGGGCCGGUCCACGUACAGUUCCAACGCCGCAAGUCAUCACGCUGAAUUUUCUCGAAAUCCGCUCCGAGAUACGAGUGUCACGCAAAAGUCCAUGAGUGGAAUUAUUAAAAAAGACUUGAGAACUGGUACUGUCAAACGCCGUAUCGGACAUUUGUUGACUGCAGCCUUUUGGUGACACUCACUGAUGACUUGCAUAGGAAAAUUUUGUUUGCCGGAUAACAAAUUUUUAACGUGCCGUAUUUUUCUAGAGUAAAAUAUGAACAUUUCAUGAGGAUCCUCCAAAUUUAUACUUAGACACGUAAAGUUUGGUGCCAGAACCUCCUUCGGCAGGGGGAAAAAAUGUGCUCGUAUGACCUCACUAUAUAAGAGAUUAUUAGAUGACGUCGCAAACCCGGUAUUGGCAAACAAAUAGAAUACAAAUGUUCGUUUGACAUUUUUAACUGGAAUAAAAUAUUAAACAGAUAGAGUUAAUAGAUUUUAAUUUUCAAACUCAAUAUUUAAGAAACGAUGAAAAUAUAAACGCAAACCACAGAACAAGGAAAUGACUUCAUUAAGUAGAAAUGUCAGCAAAAAAUUGCUCGCAAUGCCAAAAGCGCACAACAACAAAAAAAUAAAUCAUGCAAACACACAAACUUUAGUGCAAGGAUGCGAACAAAAAAAUGUAUUAAUUUUUGUUACUCAUUACGUACAAUUAAAACCACAAAUUACCAUAGAAUCGUUUUUAAAUUGAACAACAAUAAAAAUAAUAACCCACCCAAGAGAGUGGGCCAAAGCGGAAGCUAUUGAAGAAGAAUGCGUUUAUGCAAGCAUUUAUGUGUUUAUGUGUAUUAACAACAACAAAAAAUAUACAAAUAAAAGCAUAAACAUUUGAACAAUUGAACGUAUUUUAAUAAUUACGGCUGCUAAAUAAUAAUAGUGCCCGGAAAAUGAAGAAUAAUAAUUAAAUAAAUAAUAAAUGAUUAUGAAAAGUUAUUGAGUCAACAUUGUGUACAUUUGCAUAUGUGUGUGUGUGCGCUACUCAGCAAAAUGUAUGCAUUAGUAGCAAAAUCGAGCAAUAAAGCAGUAAUGACUUGUUCACCAAUUUGGAGCGUUGACAUGUUUUACAAAAAUAAUCGAGCUAAGGAUAGGAAUUCGAUAACUUCCCUUUGUUCUCGUUUCGAAGGUGAAAAGAAGCUCAAAAGAAUAUCACCUUUGUCCUCCGUUUGGAGCUCAAAAGAAGUGAUCGCUUGUAAGCACACGUAAUGUUAAAAAGGAGUUUAAGGAGUAAUUCAUUGCUUGCAAAGGAUUAAUCUAGGAUUACACUUUGAAUGAUCCUAAUUUUUAUAGGGUAAAUGGAAUGCGUACUAAUAAUACUACAGUUUGCAUUAACUUGUAACUAGUGAUGUGGAGUCCACUAGACUCUUCUGAAGUUUUCAACUGCUAUAUUUUUUAUGGAGGUGAAUUAUCUUCAAAUUCGGAAUACCUUUGAAUUUACAGAAAACUAACAAAUACUACAGGUUUCAGUCGGUUACCAGCUGUGUCAAGUUUUUUGUGAAGCUGAAAACGAAACUAUUUUCCCAUUGCGAAUAAUAUGGCGCUCUUAGUUUAUUGCCUUAAUUUUUUUUUUUGUCAGAAAAUUUUUAAUCGACCUUUUAUCGCGUGAAAUAAAAAUUUAACAAUGUUUCAAGGGCCACUACUCCAAUACCUUUUUGUUUGGAAAACAUAUUUUUGUAGGUUAUUUAAUUGGGAAUAAAUGGAAUUAGUAAUAAGUAUGCAAAAAAAAAUCAUUUAACCACCUUCAGCAAAUAUAAAAGCUAUCAUGGGGGAAGUCUUAGGGGCCCCUACGUCACUGUUUGUGUACAGUUUUUCACGUCACUAGUUACGGGUGAAUGUGUAGUACUUAGUUAUUGGUAGCAUAUUCGGCUGCAGCAUAAAAAAAA
Molecule: messenger RNA, 6988 nt
Organism: Rhagoletis zephyria (snowberry fruit fly)
Lineage: Eukaryota; Metazoa; Arthropoda; Insecta; Diptera; Tephritidae
Product: mucin-5AC
Source: RefSeq, a predicted model, not a curated record